AUUUUUGAGCGCGACGGCAGCAAAUACUAGUACUAUUGUUUCUAAACAAUUUCUGUUUGUAGUGUGUGCGUGCGUGCUGUUUUCAAUACAAUUUUAGACUCAUUUCUGGGCACGUGUAUUUAUGACUGUAUAAAUGUAUAUAGUAUCUUUACGGAAAAGAGAGAAUUUUCUGUCGUCUGCAUUGCAUGCAUUUGGUCUGAGCAUAUGUAUGAUAAAAAAUACGAACAGUUGUUGUGUUUUUAUGGCUGUGAACAGGUCAUGUUUGCACAUUAUCUCCUCUGGGGGAAACGGCGGACUUGUAACGUAAUGCAGUGCGGAUGAAAGGAAGUGAAUUGAAUUUUCACGGCGUUAAAUGUGGCUACGUGUGUUGUGAGCGAAAGUGAAGUGAUAUAUGAAAAUUAAUUGGGGAAAUCCGUACAAAAAUAUGCGCAAAGUAAUAUUUAAAUAUUUGUUUAAAUACUAACGUUAUUAAAUGCAGCUAAAAGUCUUUAAUGAUGCUGUAAUUAAGCGCGGUGGUGUACGUGAGAGGACCAACUUCCGUGCCGACUAAACAUUUGGUUUGUUAUCUGCUCGGAAUUAUGAAUUAUAAAUGCGUAUUAAAUGAUUGUUGACAGACCUAAAUGUAAUGAAAUCACAGCAUGCACAUUAUACACCCACCCUCUCCUCAAUGGUCAUGCGACAAUGUAUGGCAUGUCGUGAAUGCACUGCAAUGCAAUUGUGACAGAUAAGACAAAUGAAAAGUUGAUUUCAUAGAAUAUUAAAAAAAUUAAAAUUAUUUUUAUAACAGUGAGGCGACAAGUAUUUUUCCAUACACUGCACUGAGGCGUAUUUUACGCCACAACCCAACAUGCUGACAUACCGGACAUGUCUACUUAAAAAUAAAUAAUAAAUUAAAAAGAAAAUAUUUUAAAACACUUCUUGUAAGAAACCUUCGUAACACAAAUCACUGGAUAAUUAUGAAACAAUAAAUACACUAACAGACAGCGAGAAAAGUAUAAAUCCAAAAAUAAACAAAUAACAAAAACAAAAGUAGAAUCAUUGCGCCAUAACUUUACUCUGCCACCCCGCCAGUCAACCAUAUGUAUUGCUUAUAUUGCCGACAAUUUGUACAAAACAAUAACAAAAACAACAACAAUAAAUAUUGCGAUAACACAAAACUAGCGAUAACAAAACGCGCAGACAGACACAACGUGUGCAACAAAAGCAAAAACUGGAUUUAUUGACAAUUGUUGUACUUAACUUUAAAACAACGACAACAAAAAACAUUAGACUGACAAGAUGCAAGGCGUGAAGCGGGUGGUGGUCUUCUGCAUACUGAUUGUCAUACUGCCGUCCGCUUUAAUAAUCAUACCGCUCUACCUGCGACGCACCGCCUUCGCCGACGUUGUUUACCCCGUCGCCGAAUCGGACAUAAUUGAGAUACGCGAUGGCAUAUCUUCGAUAUUCUGCCAGCAACAUUCGCUACGCAUGAACUCGAACUUCAAUGCAUUUCAAUUGCGCAGUAAACCCGAAGUCUCCACAAAUCGUAAGCAUAUACGACUAAAGAAAUCAAUGACGCUACCGGAUGAUACAUUGGAAUAUUGGGGUUUCUAUCUGUUGAAGGGCGCUAAAGUGCACCUCAAAUUCUGUUCACGCUACGAUGGCUCGCGUAUAUUGGUGGUGAAAGGUCAACGGAACCUCAACACUUGUGGAUUACUCGAUCACAAUCAGAAUAAAUUGGGUGCGAAUUUCGCGCAUGGACACGAACAGGUGAAGGUGUUCUUCGAGGAUAUACGCGAAAUGGCUGACACAUUGCCCGUGGAAGAGGUGGCGGCCGAGAAGAAGUCAGUUGACAAUAAUAUGGAAGAGGAGAAUCAUGGCGGUGAGGAUUCGAGCGAAGACGCGGAGGAAGAGGCCUUCCAACGUGCUAAAAUUGCAGCGGCGUUGGAGGCAGCGGCAGCUGGGCUGGCAGUGCAGCCGCCACUAACAGAAAGUAACACCACACAACCAACCACAACGAAGGCAUCUAAGAUACGCGGCAAGAAAUUGAAGAAGGGCUCAGUGAGCUCGCUGCGUAAUCGCAGACUACCACUAAAUGCGCCAGCUACUGCUUCGACACAUAGGAUAACAAAGCGCGAGAAAUCAGCAGCGGCGAACGCUUCUGAAGCAGCAAUUACACAACGCCACAAGUCGGCGACGGCGCAACGGAAACAGGAAGUGUACGAUAAACUGUACAAGUUGCGACGACGCAGCAAACGCGAACAUGUUUACGAUCGCAAAUACAGUCACGGUGGCAAUGCGAUCAAUUUCACCAUCACUGACGAAUCGAAUUCGGUGUCGAGCUUUGAAACGGGACUCUUCAACUGUUUCAACGGCACCAUACUGCUCGCGGAGGGCUUUGCACCCUCUGCCGAGUGCGUUAAUGCACAUUUUCUGGAGAAUGGUUCACAACGCAUGCUCUCCAAGCAUGAGAUCACCGAAGACGGUUAUUACUAUUAUAUAUUCUACAGCGACAACGAUUUGGUGCGCAACGAUAUACACGCCAUUUUCGAUAUUUAUAAGCCGACAUUUCAAUACUCCAAUCUGAGUGAUGCGCAGGGUUGCGUAAAUGCGACCAACUGCACCUUCCCCAUCGGCUUUCUCUCCGACGAAAUGGUCAUUGUGGAGGUGCCCACGCGCGAUGGCAUCGAACACGAAGAGGACGACAUCACCUACCUGAUCUCAACUUGCCAUCCACGUACGGCCGUCUAUGCGAUCUUCCCCAUAACGGUGCUGAUAUUGAUAUUAAGUUGCUCAUUUUUAUAGAAUCGACUGUACCAAAAGCAAGCUUUUUAAUUAUAAUUUAGCUAAUUAUUAUUUUCUAAUUAAUCUAUAAGUAUAGACAUUACAUAAUGCUAGGCGUGUAAAUUAAUUUUAAACGCAUACAAUCAGAAAUUUACAUAAAAUAGAUAUUUAAUAAAGAAGUCAUCAUUAAACUAAGCGCUUACAAAUUGGCCAUAAACAUACGCGCAUGCGUCCCUGCGUCACAAGAACAAUGAAAUGGAGGUUAAUAACUAUUGUAUAACAUAAAAAACGGUAGAUUGUAGAACGUAUGUAUAUUAAAGAGAGUAAAAAAUUGAUUGUAUUUUUCGAACAGUUUAAAAUAAAAUAUUUUAUAAUGAAAAAGUGUA
Zeugodacus cucurbitae (melon fly) is the source of this 3149-nucleotide messenger RNA. RefSeq lists its product as uncharacterized. The transcript is spliced from 2 exons. The record is from RefSeq and is a predicted model, not a curated record. The coding region runs from base 1279 to 2784 and encodes 501 amino acids. Lineage: Eukaryota; Metazoa; Arthropoda; Insecta; Diptera; Tephritidae.